AAGUAUUUAGGGAACAGUUGGUGGCGUACACGUCACUGAUUUCAUGCACCAAUUCCAACUGAAGAGGUAGGGAAAAUACUGUGUAAGAAUCUGUGUUGAAGACUGAGAAGAGGAGUAGAAAUUGAUUGGAAAUGAUGCUGAGAUUUCAAGCUCCUUCUCUCAAAUCUUCUCCAUUUCUCCCCUCACUCUCUUCUUCAUCAUCUGUUUUCCUCCCUAAUUCCCGGACUGAUUUCAUUUCCCUGGAAACACGGAAUUCGAUUUCCAUUGGAAGAAGACCCAAUCGGGUUUCUACCAUUUCAGCUUCCAGUGAUCAUCAUGGGUCUAACCAAGAUCGUAAUUUUCGGGGAGGGGAAUCUUUCUUCAGGAGCAUCUUGGCAGCUAUGGAGACUGUUUAUCUGAAGAGGAAUCCCACAGCCAAAGCCAUCUUGGAGCUUGUUCGUUCUGUUGUUAAUGAUCGCAUAUGCUAUGAUCAUUUUGCUUUUAGGACAUUCGGGGUAAAUGGUCAUGGAAUCGAUUCUAUGGCUAAACUUUUCCUGGAUUUUGGUUAUGUCCAAAGAGAAGAGUUGAGAUUCCCAGCAAAGAAGUUGAAAGCCUUUUGGUUUUCACCCCCCAAUGUUCCAAAUUCUGAUGUUGGUGGAGGUGUUAAUGGACCCUUACCAAGGAUAUUCAUAUCCGAACUUCUUGUUGAUCAAAUGACUCCAGAAGCUCAGGAAAUAAUUGAAAAAUACACUAAAUUAUCGGGAAAUGGGAAAAGGCAUGCAGCUUCGGCCAGUGCACUGGGAUGUUUGACAUGGGAAAAGCCCUCAUACUCUGACUUUCAACAGUUGGCUAGGGAAAGUGAAUAUGCUGCCUGGACUCUUGUCAAUGGAUAUGCAUUAAAUCAUGCCACUAUAUCUACUCACCGGCUCAAAUCACAUUUAAGAAAUAUCAGAAAUCUUAAUCAGUUUAUCGAGGAGAAUGGUUUCAAGUUGAACUCUGAAGGAGGCUUCUUAAAGGUGAGUCCUGAUGGUCUCUUGUUACAAAGUUCGACGGUGGCAGAUUCAGCUUCCUUCGAGUUUGCUGAAGGAGUCACAGAGUCUAUCCCACGCUCGUACAUUGAGUUUGCUGAACGUCUUGUCCUUCCUCAGUUCAGAACUCUACCAGAGGACAAGAUUGAAGAGAUCCACAGACGAGACGGCUUUGAGGUCGGAAAUGCUGACAAGAUAUUUGAGAGCACAUCCAAGGAUCAGCUUUCCAGGAAGGUGGCUUGAGACAGAGAACGCCAUGUACUUUGCUUUGGCACAAAACGAUAGUUCAAAGACAUCUUAAGGAUCUUGAUGGCUGAACUUUGUUACAUUGUACAUAGUCCAUAAACUGCUUCUCUGAUGUGAUAAGCCCUCUAUAUUCACCGUAAAAAGUUGAAGGAGAACAAUACGCUAACUGUUUUCUAGGAAAGUGUUCUCAGCUCAGAGCUUCAGCAGAGGUGAGCAUGUGGAUUUGCUCUUUCCUACCCUCAUCCUCCUGUAAACUCCUUAAAAAUUUAUACAUAAAGGCGUUGCAUGCAAUUUGCCAAGAUGUUCUUGGACUUCA
Messenger RNA from Sesamum indicum (sesame), 1569 nucleotides. Its product is annotated as 2-oxoadipate dioxygenase/decarboxylase, chloroplastic/amyloplastic. NCBI's taxonomy places the organism in Eukaryota, Viridiplantae, Streptophyta, Magnoliopsida, Lamiales, Pedaliaceae. The record is from RefSeq and is a predicted model, not a curated record. Gene Ontology annotation, molecular function: oxidoreductase activity.